AGCAACUGGUCAUGGUGGAGCUGUCAGGAAUUAUUGAUUCAGACUUCUUAGAAAAAUGUGAAAACAAGUGCAAGAUUUUGGGAAUUGAGACAGAGAGGCCCAUUUUACAAGUGGACAGAUAUGUAUUUGCAGGAGAAUAUGAAGAUACCUUGGGAACCUGUGUGGUUUUUGAAGAAAACACGGAGCAUGAUGCCGAAGGCAACCAAAAAGUACAGCUGAAAUACAAGUGCCACACAGUGAAGAAGUUGAACAUGACACGGACACUUCUGACAGAAAAGAAGGAAGGAGAAGAGAAUGUUGGUGGAGUGGAGUGGUUACAGAUCAAGGACAGAGACUUUUCCUACAGCAGACCUAACACCAUUUGCAGUUUUCUGCGUGAAAAAGAUGAUUCUGAGGAGUCAGCUCAGGCCCAAGACAAACUGGCUGAAGAGUCAGAGGGAGAGGUGAGAGGCGAAGGAAAUUCCAACAUGAACUGUGAUCUGGAGAAGCAGCACAGCUUGGAAAUACAUGCCCCUGUUCCUCUGCCUGACAGCCCUGCUUCUGGGACAGAGGAAUCUCCUUCUGGAAAUGUUGCCUCGGAGGAUGUCCCUCCAUGAUAUCAGCUCUGAUGUUUUCAUGAUGAGACCAACUUUUAAAUGUCAAUGUUUAUAGGCCAUGACAUGAUUUCCACUUUAUCUGUGCGAAUAAUAGUGGAAAAACAGACACUCUGUUCUUGUGCAUUGCUUUUGUGUUUGGAUUAUAGUGGGAAGGGCUGAAGUGUUUUUCAAAAGUACUGAUGGGAAAUUUAUGUGUUUCUAC
Messenger RNA from Acanthisitta chloris (rifleman), 798 nucleotides. It is a transcript of the gene GTF3C6, whose product is annotated as general transcription factor IIIC, polypeptide 6, alpha 35kDa. Gene Ontology annotation, cellular component: transcription factor TFIIIC complex. Lineage: Eukaryota; Metazoa; Chordata; Aves; Passeriformes; Acanthisittidae. The record is from RefSeq and is a predicted model, not a curated record. The transcript is spliced from 5 exons. Bases 12 to 596 code for a protein of 194 amino acids. Gene Ontology annotation, biological process: transcription by RNA polymerase III.